This is a messenger RNA of Exophiala spinifera, 705 nucleotides long. Its product is annotated as lactoylglutathione lyase. The record is from RefSeq and is a predicted model, not a curated record. The transcript is spliced from 2 exons. The coding region runs from base 1 to 705 and encodes 234 amino acids. NCBI's taxonomy places the organism in Eukaryota, Fungi, Ascomycota, Eurotiomycetes, Chaetothyriales, Herpotrichiellaceae.
AUGGUCAAUCCCGAUCCAACAGCAUCAUGCCCUCUGGAAUGGGGUAAGCUCAAUGUGGGCAGCCAUCCUGAUGAGCCUCCUCUACCUGAAGACGACCCUACCGUGGGCAUCCGGAUGAAUCACUGCAUGCUCCGGGUGCGCGACCCUAAGAAGUCGCUCUUCUUCUACAAGAACUUGUUGGGAAUGCGAACCAUUUUUACCAUCAAUGCCGGUCCCAUUACGACUUACUAUCUCACGCAUCCUCAAACCACAGAGCACCGAGCGGAUCUAGCCAAGUUCAGUCGGGAAACAGCACUUCGAACGCAAUUCACUUCAGGCCUUUUAGAACUCAUGCACGUUCAUGGCUCUGAAAAACAGCCAGAGGGGUAUUAUACGGGGACUGGCAACGUGGUUCCAGCUUUGGGCUUUGGCCACCUAGGUUUUACCGUCCCAGACGUCAAGGCCACGGUCGCACGGCUCGAAGAGCAUGGCGUAAAGGUCUUCAAACCUCUAGGGGUUUCUGAUCGUGCGACAUUGCCCAUCACUUCCUGGGAAACCGAAAAAGGCGUAGGUCUAGGCGACGAAGACGGAUUGGCUCCCGAGUUCAACAGAAUCGUUAAGUCCUUUGUGCACGUAUUUGAUCCGGAUGGAUACAUCAUCGAAAUUAUCCCUCAGAAGAGAGACUGGCACGAGAAAAGCGUUAAUGCUCAAUUGUCAAAUGCUUGA